CCGCCGCUUUGCGGGUUCGCUCGUUUAAUCUCCUUCAAUUAAAAUAAAUUUAUACCAAAGUCCAACGACGCACAGUGCUGUGCUAAAGUGAAGGAACUUCGAGCAGUGCAAAGGUGUGUUGCGACUAUUACAACGCAAAAUAGUGGUGCGUGACCUAGUUUUGGCGACUCCAAAACUUAGCAGCUCCUAUCGUCGGCGCUCCGGUUUUCCAUCGGGCGUUGGGACGAAUCGAUGUGAGGCCGCGUACGGCCCGAAUGACAGCUUUGCACAUUGAUCGGGCUUGAUCCAGACCAAUGGUGAUUGGAUGACGAUCUCGGCCCGCUCUCCAGACAAGGAGCCUUCGCCACCUGAGCAGAUCAACCUUGCCGAGCCGCUGGUGGAGUCAGUGCGUAUCUACCUCGCCCAUGAGCUGCCGCCGAAGCAGCUAGCGCCGACAGGCACGCCGCCGGCUUCCUGUCAUGCGGACAUAGGCAGCGAUACAGCGCGUGAGGACAUCCGAGGGAUCAAUUUCGAACCCCGACUGCAGCGCAACGGCAAUGACGUAAACAACAACGCGUCGCGCCGCGCCAUGCCUAGCCAAGCCGAACUCAUGCAGCGCCAACCGCUGCUGGCGCGCGCCGUUAAGCCAGACGCGCCGCAGCCUACCACCGACGACUCCGACCCCGACCAGGAUCACUCGCCACAGCGCACGCACGCCACCGAUUUUGUCGUUGAAAUUCCGCCGGGCACCGUUCGCGAAGAACGCUACCCGAAGGAGAUAUGGAAAACGAUAAUCUCCUUCUUUUUCCUUUUUCUCUGCGUCUGCAUUAAUAUGAUGUCAUUGUCUCUUGUCCACGAGCGGCUUCCCGAUAGAAAUACCACUUCACCCCUCGGGGAUAUCGUCCUCGACAAUAUAACGGCAAGGGAUUGGGGCCUGGCCGUGUCGGAGUAUCUCAUCAUGAUAUCGACGACGGUCGCGAUGAUGGUCGUCAUAUUCCACAAGCACCGGUUCAUCGUGGCGCGCCGCAUGUUCUUUAUAAUCGGUCUGCUGUACCUGUACCGCUCGGUCACCAUGUUCGUGACCGUCCUGCCGGUCUCGAGCACGACAUACUACUGCAGCCCAAAGAGUAACAACACGACGCCGCUGCUCGUUAUUAGAAGGAUGUUUUACCUCAUUUCUGGCUUCGGAUUAUCUAUCAACGGGAAGCAUACGUACUGUGGGGAUUAUAUAUAUUCGGGGCACACAAUGGUACUAGUGUUGAGUUAUUUAAUAGUAGCAGAAUACUCGCCGAAGAAGUUAUGGCCCGUACAUUGGGCCAUGUGGGGGUCGGCAAUACUGGGCGUUUCGUUUGUUUUGCUAGCGCACGGCCACUACACCGUAGACGUGGUGAUUGCCUACUACGUUACGACGCGGCUAUUCUGGACGUUCCACUCGCUGCUGGUGACGCCUUAUCGGAGCGGCGGCGGCUACAACCAGUACAUGAUUCAGCGGGAGUGGUGGUAUUGGCUAUUCACGUACCUGGAGAGGAACGUACGCGGUCCAGUGCCUCGGCGGUACGACUGGCCGCUGCCCUGGCCACGCACCAAGCUCUUCAGCCGACUUAGCUAGUGACGAGCGCGCGCCGCGCCGCCGCCGGAGCGGGUAUGACCCUUACCUUCUGCGAAUGACGCUUGAGCACCUGCAGCUCCUUGGGGCUGGUGCGCGUGCAGAUCGCCAACGUGAGCGUGUAAUCGA
Messenger RNA from Papilio xuthus (Asian swallowtail), 1714 nucleotides. Its product is annotated as phosphatidylcholine:ceramide cholinephosphotransferase 2. The record is from RefSeq and is a predicted model, not a curated record. The transcript has 2 exons. The coding region runs from base 305 to 1588 and encodes 427 amino acids. Gene Ontology annotation, molecular function: ceramide cholinephosphotransferase activity; sphingomyelin synthase activity. Lineage: Eukaryota; Metazoa; Arthropoda; Insecta; Lepidoptera; Papilionidae. Gene Ontology annotation, cellular component: endoplasmic reticulum membrane; plasma membrane; Golgi membrane. Gene Ontology annotation, biological process: ceramide biosynthetic process; sphingomyelin biosynthetic process.